Glycine soja is the source of this 1003-nucleotide messenger RNA. Its product is annotated as nuclear transcription factor Y subunit B-5-like. Lineage: Eukaryota; Viridiplantae; Streptophyta; Magnoliopsida; Fabales; Fabaceae. The record is from RefSeq and is a predicted model, not a curated record. Gene Ontology annotation, biological process: regulation of transcription by RNA polymerase II. The coding region runs from base 342 to 707 and encodes 121 amino acids. Gene Ontology annotation, molecular function: protein heterodimerization activity; RNA polymerase II cis-regulatory region sequence-specific DNA binding; DNA-binding transcription activator activity, RNA polymerase II-specific. The transcript has a single exon. Gene Ontology annotation, cellular component: CCAAT-binding factor complex; nucleus.
UGAAGUGCCUCAAAAGCCUCCUCAGCAUCCAUUAGCAGUGCAUGAAGCCAAUGAAAUAGAAGGAUCACUUGGGUGGACUUUGUCUAAACUUUGCAACGAAAAAUGACUGUGAACUCCAAUUGAUUAAUCAGUUCCAGCAUCAGACCCCACAAUAUUGUAGCCGACGGGCUAGGCAUCAUUCGCAUGCCACAAGUCACAACAUUACUAUUCAUGUGUGAAUGUGACUAAGUGCGCUUGCAUGUGCACUCAUGACUCAUCUAUACAUGUAUAUAUAUUCUUUCUGACCUUGACAUAUUCUUCUCUCAGUUCAAUUGUUGAAUUAUAGUUUGUUCCAAGUUAAGAUGGUGGAUAACGUUGGAGGCAGUUCCUCUAAUGCCGAAAAUAGUGGCAUCAGGGAACAGGACCGGUUGUUGCCAAUAGCCAAUGUUGGGAGGAUCAUGAAGCAGAUUCUACCUCCGAACGCAAAAAUCUCCAAGGAAUCGAAGGAAACAAUGCAAGAGUGCGUGUCGGAGUUCAUAAGCUUUGUAACGAGCGAGGCGUCAGAGAAGUGCAGGAAGGAAAGGAGGAAGACUGUGAACGGGGAUGACAUAUGCUGGGCCUUGGGUUCGCUUGGUUUUGACGACUAUGCAGAGCCAUUGAGAAGGUAUUUGCAAAGAUAUAGAGAACUAGAAGUCGAUAGAGGAAAUAGCCCCCCCAAAAGAGAAUAAGAAUCCUAAGAGAGGUCAAGUAAUUAAUUUAGCUAGAGGAACUAAGCAAAAUGUGUUUUUUUUUUAUCCCCAAGAAUCAAAGACAGGUAUUGUACUCUCUACUCUGUUCAAACAACAGAGCUAAACUCCUUCACUACCGCAGGAAUGUGUCUGAGACAUGCUAGUUUAAGGUUUUGAGGAUGGUGAGAUAAUUAAUUAAUAAUGUAACAAUUCUCUUGUCUUAAUUAACUGGAUUUGUUUGUGUCAAGAUCCAAGAACUAGCUAGCUAAAUUACUUGUUUUGUAUGUUGUUACGUA